Meloidogyne enterolobii is the source of this 2628-nucleotide messenger RNA. The record is from the annotation of a GenBank genome assembly. NCBI's taxonomy places the organism in Eukaryota, Metazoa, Nematoda, Chromadorea, Rhabditida, Meloidogynidae.
AUGUCAUCACUGACUACAUCCAGAAGAAAUGGAUCUUUAGAAAGAGUAGACGCCUUCACCGAAUACGAGAAGAUUCUUCUUCGUGAGGCAACACCACGUAUUCAAGAUUUCAAAGAAAUACGGGUUCUUGAACAGAUGCUUGACAAUCAGUCAAUAGUUGUGGCCGAGACACUUAUUGUUGAACGUAUCAGUAAGCCGUUGUGUCAUUAUUCCCUUCGGAUAGUGGAACUUAGAAGUGUGGCUGCCCUCCGUGCGGCUUUCCAUGAGAUUAAUCUCCUCAAAAAUAUUGGGAUACAUCCACGCAUUAUGGGCUUAUUCAUGGCAUUCCGCCAUCGGCAGUACCUUGGACUACUACAACCGCCAUUCUCUACAUUGCAUGAUAAGAUUGAUUUGUUACGUCGUUUCAAGAAAUCAGCGGGAACAUGUUCUCCUGUCAUCUUUAGAGACCCGUGCACUAAAAUUUCUAUGAAAAAUUGUUCUCGGAUGUCUGAACGUUUUUUGAAGGAACAUGGUGUUUUUAACAGGAAUGCAGUUGUGUUUGUACUAAUGCAGGUCAUUUCAGCGCUCGAAUUUCUCAAUGCAAAAAAUUUUGUUCAUACUCAAAUUUCCUCAUCAAGCGUUUUUAUUGACGGGCGAUGUUCCAUUAAACUUGGUUCAUUUAUGCAUUGUCGACGUAUUGGAUCGAAGCGAUGCUUAUUCACUGGAAAUCCAAAUCUUUUUCCACCUGAAGCAUUCCAUUGUGAUGAUCUUUUUGUCAAGCAAAACUUUGACACAUGGGCUCUUGGACUCUUUGUUUUGGAGAUGGCAACGGGAAGGCGCAUGCGUUAUUCGCGCAAUGAAAUGUCAGAUUUGGCUGCUAAAUUUCUCAAUGGCACUGAAGCACCACCAACACUGGAAGAAACUGCUCCUGAUACUGUUUUUCGUGGACAACAACUUUACGAUCCACAUGUCACAAACUUCCUUUCUGAAUGUUUCAAGAUACACCAUGCUAAACGCAGAGCUCCUCUUGAGCUAUUAUCACAUCCUUUUUUGGCUCGUUUUUUCGACAAAGGGGAAGCUCGUCUACAGCUUGGAGUUGAACCACUUAAAGAGAUUCCAUGGGAGCGCCGAAGAAAUCUUCGUCUUGAUAUCCUUACUUGCCAGUCACAUUAUGCACCUCUCAAAGAAGAGCUCCUGGACCAAAUAUGCCACGCUGUUAGACUAGUGCAAGAUAAAAGUUGUUGUCCAAUAUUUGAAGAAGAUUUAAAGGAAAGAAUGUCUAAAGAUAAAUAUGUUGCAGUCAACGCUUCUUUAGCUUUCCUUCAAGAUGAAGAUGAUGAUUGGAGCAGAGAAGUUUUAGAUGUUUCAAAUGCAAGUUCACCCGACCGUACAAUUCUGCCCAAAACACGAGCGAAUAGGAGACCAACACUUUCUGGUGAACAAAUUCGUCGUCAAAAUGUAAAUUCUCCUUUUGAAGGACGGGAAUGUCAACGUUGUGAAAUGGUUUUUUUCAUAAAUCAUAAUUGGUCUAUGAACAACCGACACUUAUUUAUUGCACUUCAAUUUGCUCGAUGGUUUGAACGAGGCCUAAUAGCUUUUGCUGAUUUGAUACGUGUAGUGGAUGAAUUAGAUGAUAUUCUUAUAGACUACAUCAUAUCCAGUGAGCCUCGUCCAUUAUCUCCAUAUAAACAUCGAAUGUUGGCUGCAAAACCCGACUCUGUAGCAUUUGUUAGUGGACUUCGACGCAGUUUUACUGAUCGUUCUCCAAGGGAUGAUAUAAGGUCACAUCGUUACAACAAUAUUUUUGUUGAAGUUGCUCUUAGUUUGGAUGCGAAAAUGGAUCGGCUUCGAGAAGGUGACACUGUUCUCUACCCUAAAGAGCUCGGGCCUUUAUAUGCAUCAGCAACAUUCUAUGAGCUAAAUAUGGAAAGACUUCGUCUUUUGGAAUCUAUAAUGCUUGGUAAAAGAAGAAUUGAUGACUGGGAAUUUGAUGUUGAACAAUGUUUUUCUGAUUCAGCAAAUACACAAACAUCUUUAACUACCCUGCUACAAGCAAGAAGAGAUAAUCCAAAUGCAAAAAUCAGUUCAGAAAUUGAUUGGGAUGUUAGCAACCAAGCAGAACAUGCUAAAAUCUGGGGUGACUACAAACGCGAUUUUUUGUUUCGCUUCGCCAAAUAUGCGAUACCAUAUAAGCUAGAAACGGAAACAGUCAAAAAGCUUUAUGAGACACCAAAAUCCUCCAUCUCUAAAUCUCCUGUGGAAUCUUUAAUCGAACGUUUGCCUUGUGGAAUCCCUGAUGAGGAUAAUGUUGAAUUACAACUGGCUAAAACACUUUCUAAACAAGAAGAGGAUGUAGCUUCGCCAAUUAAAUAUCAUGAUGAUGUUGAGGCUAGAGAAGAAUUAGUGCGGAAAUUAAUGAACGAAAAUCACGCGAAGGACUUGCGGAUUCGUUCAAUGGAAGAACAAAUGGAACAGUUAAGAACUCAAUUAAAUGUUAAAUGUGAUUCACCAUUAGGACUAGAUUGACAUUUUUUAUUUUCAGAUAUACUAUUUUAAUCCUAAAUAUUUCUAACCUAAAAAAACUUAAAAAUUUCCAAAAAAUAAAAUAAAAACAAUCGAAAUUCUUUAUGUUCGUUGAGAUUGAGCGAA